UCUGGUUCCUCUGGCUCUAGCUCAGGUAGUUCCAGCUCCGGCUCUUCUAGUUCCUCUAGCUCUGGCUCUUCUGGCAGCUCUGGUUCUUCAGGCUCCUCCGGUUCGUCUGGUUCCUCGGGCUCCAGCUCCUCCGGUUCGUCUGGUUCCUCGGGCUCCAGCUCCUCCGGUUCGUCUGGUUCCUCGGGCUCCAGCUCCUCCGGUAGCUCUGGCUCGUCUGGCAGCUCUGGCUCCUCUGGUUCUAGCUCCUCUGGCAGCUCUGGCUCGUCUGGCAGCUCUAGCUCUAGCUCCGGUAGCUCUGGCUCGUCAGGCUCCAGCUCUGGUUCAUCUGGCUCCAGCUCUGGCUCGUCUGGCAGCUCUGGCUCUGGCUCUGGCUCAGGUUCAUCCGUCACUAUUCCCGCUCAGACCAGCACCCCUUACCCAUCUGGCGUUUCCCCGACUUCCGCCACCUCCACUGCUGUUUCUCCCGCUUCCGGUUCUUCUGGCUCUGGUUCCGGCUCGACUGGCAGCUCUGGCUCCAGCUCGGGUAGCUCUGGUUCUUCUGGCUCCUCUGGUUCUUCUGGCUCCUCUGGUAGCUCUGGCUCCAGCUCUGGCUCCUCUGGAAGCUCUGGCUCCAGCUCGGGUAGCUCUGGAUCUUCUGGCUCUUCUGGCUCGGGUUCCUCUGGCUCGGGCUCUGAAAGCUCUAUCGUCUACGAGUACACUUCGUACAGCACCAGCUUCUCGACCUACACCACGGAGUAUGUCACUGCCCCUACCGUCACCAUCACCGCCGCUCCUACCGCCACCGGCAGCGUUCAGACCGUCACCGUCAUCAACACGGUCACCGUUUGCGGAUGCGACUAA
This is a messenger RNA of Penicilliopsis zonata CBS 506.65, 840 nucleotides long. RefSeq lists its product as hypothetical. The record is from RefSeq and is a predicted model, not a curated record. The transcript has a single exon. The annotation marks the transcript as partial. Lineage: Eukaryota; Fungi; Ascomycota; Eurotiomycetes; Eurotiales; Aspergillaceae.